AUGCUGGCGGUUCGUCCAGUGGAGCACACGGACGUGACCGAGUGCGUCAAAAUUCGAAUUGACAGUCUGGGGUCCCUCGUCAUCGGACGGCUGCCUGAAUACCCCGGAUUUGCAGAAAAUCAGGAAGCCACAAUCCACAGAGACAUCGACGACAGCCCUCACAUACACCAUCUCAAGGUGGUAGAUCCCGAGAAUGAGCUUGAGAUCAUAGCCUACGCCAAAUGGGAGGUCUACAAGAAUGGGCGACCGGAUUUGUGGAAGCUCAGUCAACCCAUGGAGGAGUCCGCGAAGGCGGUUGACGGGUUCGGGCCCCUGAGGGAGGUUGCACAUAACUAUUUCUGUACUCGGAACGGAGAGAAGGGGAAGCAUCCGCACCUGCUCUUGGCCCUCCUUGUCACAGCACGCCAGCACAGGCAACGUGGUGCUGGCAGCAUUUUGGUCCGAUGGGGGAUCGAGCUGUCGGACAAGACAGGUCUGCCGUGCUAUGUGCAGGCUUCGGAACAAGGACGGCGCUUAUACCAACAGCACGGCUUUGAGGAAAUUGACACAGUUGAAUUCAAUUUGUCCGAAUAUGGACUGGAAGGGAUCGAAAAGAUGACAGAGAUGACCAGGACACCAUCGGCCAAAAUUGCUCCUGAGCACGGGGAUGGUGAACUACCUGGGUAG
This is a messenger RNA of Diaporthe amygdali, 666 nucleotides long. Its product is annotated as acyl-CoA N-acyltransferase. Bases 1 to 666 code for a protein of 221 amino acids. Gene Ontology annotation, molecular function: acyltransferase activity, transferring groups other than amino-acyl groups. The record is from RefSeq and is a predicted model, not a curated record. The transcript has 2 exons. NCBI's taxonomy places the organism in Eukaryota, Fungi, Ascomycota, Sordariomycetes, Diaporthales, Diaporthaceae.